Molecule: messenger RNA, 438 nt
Organism: Gongylonema pulchrum
Lineage: Eukaryota; Metazoa; Nematoda; Chromadorea; Rhabditida; Gongylonematidae
Source: the annotation of a GenBank genome assembly
AUGCGCAAGGGGGUGGACAAGGAAGAGUGCUUGAUGCGCCACAGACAUGCCACCGAUCUGCCCGAAAUGCAACCGUUAGCGUCUUGUCAGCUGGGUCGUUUCGUUUUCUGGAGAGAUACACCGGAGUGCAAUAAACCACUGAUUGUUUUCGUGGAUGAUGCGGAGCAUUUCCCGAAAACCGCAAUCGUUGGUGCCUCGGACCCGAUGUACAUGCUUGCAUAUUUGAUUGGAUCCAGAGUACCUGAUGAAUAUAAACAUUUUUUCUCUAAAACUUGGCUGGAGCAAUAUGACAUUUUGGUUGGUAACGUAAAAACGAUUAUUAAACGUCGUAAACACGAAACUGUUGGUUAUCCACUGCACGGCUUGGGAUUGUCGAUCAAAAUUAUCAAUGGCGUUGGAUAUCGUGAAAUCCCUGAUUGCCCAGGUGCUUUUAUUUGA